This is a messenger RNA of Trichomonas vaginalis G3, 1011 nucleotides long. RefSeq lists its product as uncharacterized. The record is from RefSeq and is a predicted model, not a curated record. Lineage: Eukaryota; Parabasalia; Trichomonadida; Trichomonadidae. The transcript has a single exon. Bases 1 to 1011 code for a protein of 336 amino acids.
AUGAGCACUAUAAAUCGACCCGUAACUGCAUUAAUUUACCCACGCGGUACAUGUAAAGCUCAGACUUUUUAUUUUCGUGGUGAUGAUAUACAUAAAGAACCGGAAUUUUUAGAUAACAAAUUUCGUUCUGCAAAAAUUCAGUACGAUCGAGCAAAAACAGAGUUAGAUGAAGAAAAGCAGCAAUAUGAGAAGGUUCAAGCAGAAUUAGCCAAGAGAGAAGGAUACACAGUGACGUUAGCCUCUGCUUUAGGUGAUGAGUCCAAUCAAACAGAAGAAAACGCUAAAUUAAGAACUCAAAUUACAAAACUACAAGAUGAAAUCGAAAAAUUUGAUAAUGCUAUUUCUGAAGCAAAAGAUCAGCAGCAUCCAGGCUUAUUAGCGCAAUUACAAAAAGAAAGAACAUUUUACAACGCUGAGAUAGAAGAUUUACGUAUCAGUAUCUUCACUGGAAUUGAUAAUAUUCGUAAUGAUAAGGAGCAAAUUGCAAAAAUUGUUACAUCAAAGGAAUAUACCGAUGCGAGUAUGGUUAAAAGUGAUAGAAUGGCAUUUCAGAAGUUCUACAGUCAACUCAGAACAAAAAUGGAUAAACAAUUUGCAGAAUUCAGUGCCAAACAAGCCGAAUCUGCAAAGCAAAGGCAAAUUCGCGUUAAACUACCUCCAUCAAUUGAUCCACUUUGUACCCAGCGCAAUAAUGCAAUCUUAGAAAAAGAAGAGGUUAUUCGAAACAAAGAAUUUGCUGAAUUACGCAAGAAACUUACAGCUCAAGUCUUAUUAGACCAACUUGAGACAAUGAAUCAAACAAUUAUAGCAUUGGGUGGCGAACCAGUUGAUAUCGAAGAAAUUCGUGAGAAAUAUGGAGCUCAGCCACAACAGCAGCAAGAAGAAGAGGCUAAGGAACAACAAUCUACAAAACAGCGUCAAAUUAGAUCUCCUACCAGGACUUCUGCACGAAAUUGGAAAGAUAUUCCGAAGCCAAGGUCUAGAACUGCAUAUUCGACAACAAGGAAAUAG